Messenger RNA from Penicillium subrubescens, 1185 nucleotides. RefSeq names its product putative proline racemase. Bases 1 to 1185 code for a protein of 394 amino acids. Gene Ontology annotation, molecular function: hydro-lyase activity. Lineage: Eukaryota; Fungi; Ascomycota; Eurotiomycetes; Eurotiales; Aspergillaceae. The transcript has a single exon. The record is from RefSeq and is a predicted model, not a curated record.
AUGGAUCUCGCUCAGAAAUUCGAAAAUGGCAGCGCCGGAGAGGCUAUCAAAUGCAUUGACAUGCAUACUACAGGAGAACCUACGCGUAUCAUCUACUCGGGGUUUCCCCGUCUCCAAGGCACUCUUUUGGAGCAGCGUGACCAAGCAAUGAACCAAUAUGAUCACAUCCGGAAACGCAUCAUGUUGGAGCCACGAGGCCACUAUGAUAUGUACGGUGCCAUCCUUACUCCUGAGACCGAGCUUGUUCAGCAGGGACAAGCACAUAUUGGAACUCUGUUCACACACAAUGGAGGCUUUUCUACCAUGUGUGGCCAUGCCACGAUCGCGCUGGGAAGGUUCUUGGUCGACACGCAUGACUUGACCGUGUUUCCUAAACGGAAUGAACUCGAAUUCAACCCGACAACGUGCGAAUUAGCAGUUAACAUCCACGCUCCAUGUGGAUUGGUCCGUGUGACAGUUCCAACCACCGCGAACGGCCAGGAAUCUGAUCCAUCUCGCCCAGUAUCAUUCCUCUCUACGCCUGCAUUCGCUGCAGGAAUUGACCUCGAAAUCCCGAUUCCAAAGGAGGUUCGGUGGCCUGAAUUGGGCGACCGGGAAUCUAUCAAGCUCGAUAUCUCCUAUGGAGGAGCAUACUACGCCCUAGUAGACGUUCAUGAGCUUGGCUUUUCAAGCCUUAAACAAUUCGAUCUGGGUGCUAUCUCGAACGCGGCAAGCAAGCUCAAGGCCUACCUAAUGACCCAUCCAGCCGUUAGCUCAGCCUUGCAACAUCCGGAAGACAGUCGACUGUCGUUCCUCUACUCUGUCAUGGUCGUUGAUCGAGAUGUCGGGUCAAGGCCUGAGAGAGUCGAAGGCACCGAGACGGGUCUCUGUUUCUUUGCAGACGAUGAGAUUGAUCGAUCCCCAACGGGAUCUUGCGUGACGGCGCGUAUGGCAUUGGCUCAUGCGAAGAAGCAGAGGUCCGUUGGCCAGAAGUGGGCUUACAAUUCGAUUGUCUCGAACCGCUUUGGCACUGGGGCCUUUGUUGCUUCCAUUGUGGAUGAUAAUGUGAGCGUGGGCGGCAGUAAAGAGGCGGUCACAGUUCGUGUCGAAGGCAAGGCAUACUAUACCGGAACGUCCAACUUCAUUCUCGAGGAAGGUGAUCUCACCAGUACAAGUGGGUUUACCCUGAAGGAAUGCGCACAAUAG